AUGAAUGAAGGCGGGUCCUUCGUCAUUUUUAUCUCUUUCUCAGACAAGACCAACAGUCGUUGCUUGCCCUUGACGGUGGCUCCCUUCAUUCACCCUGACCAGGGCACUCGGUUUGGUAUCUCAUUGUCAUCGCAACCGCUGCAAGAGAAUGCCCUUCUGGCGUGGGCACAGGAUGAUAUGCAGAUGGAUGACAGAAUCGAUGACUUUGAGUCGCUCCUCAACCACUUCCACAUCCACCAUGUCCGCGGCGAAGGUUUGAAGAGGGCCAUGGACCGCGCAACUGCGGGCAAGCCGAUCAAGGCUGUGGAAAGCCAGAAGAAGCUCUUGUCUAAUUUGUUAGAGUUGAAGCUGAUGUGGAAGAUCUGGAGUUGCAAAGACUUCUUUGGCCGGCGGCAAGAAGCCGGUGCUGGCCGCCCCCUUGGGUUGCAGUUCUCCUCCGUUCAGAGCUGGCUUCGCUUCACCGCGGCCUCGGCAAUUUCGAGGCUUGAAAAGAACAUUCUGGAGGUCUUUGAUGAAUACCUCAAGAAAGAUGCUGCUGGCUUGACAACCGCGACCAAGCCGAUUCUCGAGCUUUCGAGAUGGGUGUCGCUCUGGCAAAUGAUCUUGGUCUACCGCCAGUCGCUCAGGCUGCUCCAGGAGCACAAUGAAGCGGAACCAUAUGUGCCAGGAGGUGAGCAAAACCCCAGACAAAGUACUCCACCACCGUUUUGGUACUAA
Podospora anserina S mat+ is the source of this 717-nucleotide messenger RNA. RefSeq lists its product as uncharacterized. Bases 1 to 717 code for a protein of 238 amino acids. The record is from RefSeq and is a predicted model, not a curated record. The transcript has a single exon. NCBI's taxonomy places the organism in Eukaryota, Fungi, Ascomycota, Sordariomycetes, Sordariales, Podosporaceae.